Lagopus muta (rock ptarmigan) is the source of this 1422-nucleotide messenger RNA. RefSeq names its product zinc finger DHHC-type palmitoyltransferase 7 (gene ZDHHC7). Gene Ontology annotation, cellular component: Golgi apparatus; endoplasmic reticulum. The record is from RefSeq and is a predicted model, not a curated record. The transcript is spliced from 8 exons. Gene Ontology annotation, biological process: peptidyl-L-cysteine S-palmitoylation; protein targeting to membrane. NCBI's taxonomy places the organism in Eukaryota, Metazoa, Chordata, Aves, Galliformes, Phasianidae. Bases 236 to 1153 code for a protein of 305 amino acids. Gene Ontology annotation, molecular function: protein-cysteine S-palmitoyltransferase activity.
CGGAGCGCACGGCGGAGGGGCACGGUGGCGCCCGCGGUGGCCCGGCGGGGGGGGGCUCGGCCCCGGCUCGGCCCAACGCGCCGCCGGCACGGCGCCAAUCACGGCUCCGAGGGCAGCAGGGCCGCCGCCCUGAGAUUUCAUCAGAUAUGACUAUGAAUAUCCUGGUGUAGCCCAAAGGAAGGACAUGAUGUCAGAAUAACAUACAGAACAAUUGUGAGGGCAAGUCCAGAGAACCAUGCAGUCAUCGGGGCACAGAUUCCGUGAUGUUGAGCACCACCCACUUCUUGCUGAAAAUGACAGCUAUGAUUCCUCUUCCUCAGAGGCCGACAUGGCAGAGAGGGUUUGGUUCAUCCGAGAUGGCUGUGGUAUGGUCUGUGCUAUAAUGACGUGGCUUCUGGUUGUCUAUGCAGACUUCGUAGUGACUUUUGUCAUGCUGCUGCCUUCCAAAGACUUUUGGUACUCUGUGAUCAACGGUGUUCUCUUUAACUGCUUGGCAGUGCUAGCUUUGUCAUCACAUCUGAGAACCAUGCUAACCGAUCCAGGGGCUGUACCCAAAGGAAACGCCACUAAAGAGUACAUGGAUAAUUUGCAACUAAAACCAGGAGAAGUGAUCUACAAAUGUCCGAAGUGCUGUAGUAUCAAACCUGAACGUGCACACCAUUGCAGCAUUUGCAAACGAUGUAUUCGAAAGAUGGAUCACCACUGCCCUUGGGUGAAUAACUGUGUGGGGGAGAAGAAUCAGAGAUUUUUUGUUUUGUUUACGAUGUAUAUAGCCCUAAUUUCAGCUCAUGCGCUCAUACUGUGUGGGUUUCAGUUUUUCUCCUGUGUCCGAGGGCAGUGGACUGAAUGCAGUGACUUCUCUCCACCUGUAACUGUGAUCCUGAUGAUCUUCUUGUGCCUUGAGGGUUUUCUGUUUCUCACUUUCACUGCAGUCAUGUUUGGCACCCAAAUCCACUCCAUAUGCAAUGAUGAAACGGAGAUUGAAAGACUGAAGAGUGAAAAGCCAACGUGGGAGCGGAGACUGCGAUGGGAAGGAAUGAAAUCUGUUUUUGGGGGUCAGCCUUCACUCCUGUGGAUUAAUCCUUUUGCAGGAUUUAGGAUCAGACAAAUCCUACUGAGAUCGAAGAAAGGAGGACCUGAAUUUUCUGUUUAAGUCUAGUUAUGCUGGAACUUGCAAGAAUACUAUAUAAUAUUUAUUUGGGGCCAGAAAAGGCUGUCUACAUAUAAUCUGUGACCAGGUGAAACUGAUACCAGACAUUUGCUUGUAGCAAGCAGAGUUUUAUACGUUUAUCGUCACAGACAUCUCAUUAACUUUCAGAGACACAAACUGGAUCUGUAAUGGUCUUAACAGCAAGAUAACAUAGAAAAAAAGCACGUGGUCACACUAAAGAAGCCAAAUGUUGUCAUGCUACUGUAAUUUAU